This is a messenger RNA of Xenopus tropicalis (tropical clawed frog), 4404 nucleotides long. It is a transcript of the gene csde1, whose product is annotated as cold shock domain containing E1. Lineage: Eukaryota; Metazoa; Chordata; Amphibia; Anura; Pipidae. Gene Ontology annotation, molecular function: RISC complex binding; nucleic acid binding. The record is from RefSeq and is a predicted model, not a curated record. Gene Ontology annotation, cellular component: cytoplasmic stress granule; P-body. Bases 503 to 3175 code for a protein of 890 amino acids. The transcript is spliced from 23 exons.
CUUCUCCGUCCGGGAUUACAAGUUCUCGCGAUAGAUCCAUGUUUUAUUCCUACGUAAUGUGCCGUGCUGCUUAUGGCGGCGCUGGUGAUUGUGCUGUGAGCUGUUGGGUAUGAAGUGUAACAGAACAGAAACUACCACCUGAAACUGCUGCUUCAAGUUCAGAUCAGUCAAGGAAUACCUGCCACAACAGUAACUAACAAGACCAAAGAAGAGAAACUGCGCUGAAGACACAACACUUGAUCUGAAACAAGAAGUUUGUGCCUACUCAACAGCUUCACAAAAGCACUUCCCAACGCUGCUAUUAGUCUUUGUUUUAUCCUUUACGCUGCAUUUUGCAACUGCUGAGUGCAGCGUAAGUCAUCCCUCUUAGCUUGAUAGAUCGUUUUCUCUUGCUAUCUCUCUUUUAAUACUAGCAUCUAACAGCCUUGAAGGAUUUACUGACGGAGAAUUGGAAAAUACUACUGAACGUGCAAUAUCUGAAUAUCUCGGAAAGCUGUAUGUGAUGGAGAAGCUUUAUACUUUGUCAUCAGAGUAUCCCACUCCAGCUGCUGCUGGCUCUCCCACUUAUACUCCUUCCAGUGGGUCAAAAAAACUGAAGAGGACCCCUUUGUAUCAAAGAUCUAUGAGCUUUGACCCAAACCUUCUCCACAACAAUGGACACAAUGGGUACCCUAAUGGUACUGCAGCACUGCGUGAAACGGGUGUCAUUGAAAAACUGCUGACAUCCUAUGGAUUUAUUCAGUGUUCAGAGCGCCAGGCUAGACUUUUCUUCCACUGCUCACAGUACAAUGGAAACUUACAGGAACUUAAAGUAGGAGAUGACGUAGAAUUUGAAGUUUCCGCGGACAGGCGCACUGGUAAACCAAUUGCUGUGAAACUCGUAAAAAUAAAAACUGAAAUAUUGCCAGAGGAGAGAAUAAAUGGCCAGGUUGUGUGUGCUGUGCCUCAUAACUUAGAAACCAAGUCUCCAGCUGCUCCAGGCCAGAGUCCAUCUGGAAGUGUGUGUUAUGAACGAAAUGGGGAGGUGUUUUAUUUGACAUACACACCAGAAGAUGUAGAAGGGAGUGUCCAUCUAGAAACUGGAGAUAAAAUAAGCUUUAUUAUUGAAACUAAUAAGCAUACUGGUGCAGUUAGCGCACGAAAUAUAAUGAUUUUGAUGAAAAGGAAGCAAAUGCGUUGCCAGGGAGUUGUUUGUGCCAUGAAGGAAGCCUUCGGGUUCAUUGAAAGAGGAGAUGUUGUCAAAGAGAUAUUCUUUCACUAUAGUGAAUUUAAAGGUGACCUUGAAGCCUUACAACCUGGAGAUGAUGUGGAAUUUACAAUCAAGGAUCGAAAUGGUAAAGAAGUGGCAACAGACGUCCGGCUUCUGCCCCAAGGAACUGUUAUCUUUGAAGAUAUUAGUAUUGAACAUUUUGAAGGAACUGUUACCAAAGUUAUCCCUAAAGUACCCAACAAAAAUCAGAAUGACCCUUUACCAGGCCGUAUAAAAGUAGAUUUUGUUAUUCCUAAAGAGCUGCCAUUUGGUGACAAAGACACAAAAUCUAAGGUCACCCUUCUGGAAGGCGAUCGUGUUCGUUUCAACAUAUCCACAGAUCGACGAGACAAGUUGGAACGCGCUACAAACAUUGAAUUUCUUCCUGAUACCUUUCAGUAUACCAAUGAGUCUAGAGAAAUGGGUGUGAUUGCAGCAAUGAGGGAUGGGUUUGGUUUUAUAAAAUGUGUUGAUCGGGAUGCCAGAAUGUUCUUUCACUUCAGUGAAGUCCUGGAUGGAAACCAGCUCCACAUUUCUGAUGAAGUUGAGUUUACUGUUGUCCCUGACAUGUUGUCUGCACAGAGAAAUCAUGCCAUAAGGAUUAAAAAGCUUCCUAAAGGAACAGUGUCAUUUCACACACAGUCAGAACAUCGCUUUAUUGGUCUUGUCGAAAAAGAAGCUACAGCAGUCAACACUAAAUCAUCCAGCCCAAACAAGGGAAAGGAAAAGAAAAAGGAUAAGGAGUGUGAAGAGGGAAUAAUUUCUUAUGAAGACUGUGGUAUCAGGCUAACUGUAUCAUAUCAUCUAAAAGAUAUUGAAGGAUCAUGUGCACCCCAAGUUGGAGAUAAGGUUGAAUUCAGCAUUUGUGAAGCCAAAAGAACUGGUCAGCAGAGUGCUGUAUCCAUGAAGGUUCUUGGACGCAACUCAAAUGCCAAAAGAUUUUAUGGAUAUGUGGCCACCCUUAAAGAUAACUUUGGAUUCAUUGAAACUUCAAAUCAUGAUAAAGAAAUUUUCUUUCAUUACAGUGAGUAUUCAGGAGAUGUGGAUAAACUGGAGUUGGGGGAUAUGGUGGAGUACAGUUUGUCAAAAGGCAAGGGAAAUAAAGUCAGUGCUGAGAGAGUUACCAAGGCUCAUCAAGUCAAUGGAUCAAACGAUGAGGUGGACCCAACGGUUUAUUGGGGUAAGGUAGUCAGACCUCUGAGGAGUGUAGAUCCUACACAGACUGAAUACCAGGGCAUGAUUGAACUUCUAGAAGAGGUUGAAGAUAAGCAGAAAAUCACCGAAGAAAUUCCUGAACAAGCUGAAGAAAUUGAAGAUGAGGAGGAAGAGGAGGAGGAGGAGGAAGAGGAGGAGGAGGAGGAGGAUGAUGAUGAUGAUGAGGGCAGCAAAGAAAAAAAACAUGCAAGCAUGAAAGGACGCUUGAUCCCAUUUGGUAUCGUAGGAAUGGAAAACAAAGCAGAUUGUCUACUGAAGGGAGAAACUGUGAAAUUUCAGCUCUGUGUUUUAAGUCAAAAUGGUCAGACUAUGGCCUGUAAUAUUGAACCCCUCCGUAGAGGUACUGUGGAGUGUGUGAAAGAUCAGUUUGGCUUCAUUAACUACGAAGUUGGUGACAGUAAGAAACUUUUCUUCCACGUGAAGGAGGUCCAGGAUGGUGUUGAACUCCAAGCUGGGGAUGAAGUUGAAUUCUCUGUAAUUCUGAAUCAGCGCACAGGAAAGUGCAGUGGUUGCAAUGUUACACUUAUAAGCAAAGGCCCUGAAAUGGUGGCAGCUCCUCGCCCCGACAGAUUAGUAAGCAGGUUAAAGAGCAUAACACUGGAUGAUGCCAGUGCCCCACGUCUCAUGGUUUUACGUCAGCCUAGAGGUCCCGAUAACACAAAGGGAUUUGGUGCAGAGAGAAAGAUCCGUCAAGCUGGGGUUAUCGACUGAUUUCCAUCUUCAAAAGCACAUUACCUAUUUAAGUAUGAUCAAAGUAAUGCGGUCUGUGAGGAGAAACAACAUCUUUCUUUAUAGCCCGGAAAUUCCACGAAUCUUAUUUAGCAUAAGGACUGCAAUCUUUUAAACAUCUGCCAUCUUACUUUCAAACCAGGAAACCCUUUUUAAAUUAUGCCCAUUUGCAACUGAAGAGUUAACUGUAAGCCUUAUAGUAUAUCAUUUGUUUGUUUUCAUAUUUUUUUUUUUUUCAAGCUUUCUUUCAAAUGAUGCAUCUUAUCGCAACAAUUGUUUUUUCCUUUUCAUGACAGAUUUGGUGGUAAUGUGAUUUAACGUACAGAUUUCUGCACUUUCAUACUGUUUAGCAUAUAUUCUACCUCCAUUACUGAAUUUUUUUUCAUUUUUUUUUUUUUACUUUGCCUUAGAUUUAACAUAGCAAUUCCUUUUUAUUCAGCAUUGGUCUAUGCUUUAUUUUUCUAUCAAAGGACCACAUAGAUAUGGUGGAAUAUAUCCUAUGCAGUGUUCCCUAAGCAAUGAUAAAAAAUGAAGCAUUUUCUAAUUCCAGUGACAGCCAAACAUUCACAUUUUCAGAGGGGAUUAAUUAACUCUGCAUUCACACGCUGUUAGUUUUUGAAUGCAUUUCUUCAAAAUUUAUUUUGGUUUUUGUGUUAACAAGUGACUUUGGAAGUGCAGAGUACAACAAGCCUGAAAUGUGCCAUGUGUGUUAAAUUAAUACGAAAAUGCACGGUUGUUUUGUUUUUUUGUUUUUGCUGCUUUGACACUGCAGCUUUUGAAACAUUAAUGGAUUUAAAAGGAAGAAAAAUGUGCCUGAAACAUUGUUUUUUUUUUUGUUUUUGUUUACAGCACCGAUUUAUCAUAAGAUUUAGUCUUUUGAUAGUUAUAUUGGUCAUUCGCAUCAAGAUAAAUUUAGAAAGCUGGUACCUAAUAUAUAAUUUUUUUUUUUAAACUACCCUCCCCCCAGCCCUAUUUUAUUUGUUUCGGUCCAUUACCCGCUCGCAUAAAAUAUUAAAUUAAGUUGCCCUUUUUAUUUUAAGCAAAAAAGAUCAAGCCACUUUCUACGGAAAGAGGGAAAGUAUUUUUUUUUUUUUGUUUUUUUUUUUUUUUGGAGACUCACAUUACCUUUAUAAAAUGAUACUUGGCUCCAGUUUUUCUGUUUAAUGGCAAAAAAAAUUGAAAAAUAGAAUAAAGUUUUACCAAUUAAUUUU